AUGAUCCGCGACCCAUUCGGCAUCCACAGCAAAAACGCAUUCAAGGCCACAGCGCUCCGAGCGGCGCGCGACAUCAAGGAGGCGGCGACGCAGGCGGGCGCAAAUGCUCUAGAAAUGUCCUUUUCCCUGCCGAAACACGUGCCCGACUUUGGGGACCCGAGCCGGGCGCUCGAGGACCGCGCCUGGGCGGCUCUCCUGCCCAUGUACAAGGACAAGCCGUACGCCUAUGCGCCGUCGAUGCGGCUGCGUCCCUGGUGGCGGCGCAGGAAGGUGCUGGGCAUGAUUGCGGCGGCCGUCAUGUUUGUGCUGUAUGUCACGGGCUUCUUUUCGUCGGGCCAGACCGAGGAGGCGAAGAAGAAGGCUUCCGGGUCGGCAUUUUCCUGGUUGGGCUUGUCGCAGGAGAGAGGCGGUGUCGACUGGGACGAGCGGCGGAAGAGCGUGGUGGAGGCCUUCGAGGUGAGCUGGGACGCCUACGAACGCUAUGCCUGGGGCAAGGACGAGUUCCACCCGAUAUCGAAGAAUGGCAGAAACAUGGCUCCAAAGGGCCUUGGAUGGAUCAUCAUCGACUCGUUGGAUACCAUGAUGCUGAUGAACCAGACAACACGACUGCAACACGCACGAGAAUGGAUCUCCACGUCCCUGACAUGGGACCAAGACCAAGACGUCAACACGUUCGAAACCACGAUUCGCAUGCUGGGUGGACUUCUCUCUGCCCACUACCUCUCUACCGAAUUUCCGGAGCUUGCACCCCUGACCGAGGACGACGAGGGGGCACCCGGCGAGGAUCUAUAUCUCGAAAAGGCCAAGGACUUGGCUGACAGGCUGCUCUCUGCAUUUGAAUCAGAAUCCGGCAUUCCCUAUGCCAGCGUCAACAUUGGAGAGUACAAGGGACUGCCGUCGCAUUCCGACAAUGGAGCGUCGUCCACGGCCGAGGCCACCACCCUUCAGCUCGAGUUCAAGUACCUGGCCAAGCUAACGGGCGAGAAGAACUUUUGGGACAAGGUCGAAAAGGUCAUGGAAGUAGUUGACGACAACCAGCCGGAAGACGGCCUCGUUCCCAUCUACAUCUACGCCACGACGGGCGAGUUCCGCGGCCAGAACAUCCGCUUGGGAAGCAGGGGUGACUCUUAUUAUGAGUACCUCAUCAAGCAGUACCUUCAGACGAACAAGCAGGAGCCCAUCUACGAAGAGAUGUGGGACGAGGCUCUUGCGGGCGUGCGAAAGCACCUGGUCACGUACACUGAGCCUUCCGAAUUCACCAUCAUCGCCGAGCGCCCAGAUGGCUUGGAGCACCCCAUGUCGCCCAAGAUGGACCACCUGGUCUGCUUCAUGCCGGGGACCAUUGCUCUGGCUGCCACCGGUGGGCUCACCGAGGCGGAGGCGCGGAAGCUGUCGACCUGGAACAAGAAGAAGGACGACGACAUGCAGCUGGCGAGGGAGCUCAUGCACACCUGCUGGGGCAUGUACAAGUACAUGAAGACGGGCCUGGCGCCCGAAAUCAUGUACUUUAACAUCCCCAACCCUCCGCCGGAGUCAUCGGCACCGCACCAGGCGCCGGCCGCGUUCGACGAGGAUCCGCACGCCGAGUGGCGCAAGGACUUUGUGGUGCACUCCAACGACGUGCACAACCUGCAGCGGCCGGAGACGGUGGAGAGCCUGUUUUACAUGUGGCGGAUCACGGGGGACGUCAAGUACCGCGAAUGGGGGUGGGACAUGUUCAAGUCGUUUGUCAACUACACCGCGGUGGAGGACCAGGGAGGCUUCACGAGCCUGCUGGAUGCCAAUUCGAUUCCGCCGACGCCCAAGGACAAUAUGGAGAGUUUCUGGCUGGCCGAGACGCUGAAGUACAUGUACCUGCUCUUCUCGCCCAACGACGUAUUGCCACUGCACAAGAUUGUGCUCAACACGGAGGCUCACCCGUUUCCGCGGUUUGACAUGGGGCCGCUGUUUUCUACGGGGUGGAAGCGAAAGCCCCGGGAUGGGAGUGCCAAGAAGAAGGCGACGACGGCGGCGACGACGGACGCUGAAUGA
Molecule: messenger RNA, 2031 nt
Organism: Trichoderma reesei QM6a
Lineage: Eukaryota; Fungi; Ascomycota; Sordariomycetes; Hypocreales; Hypocreaceae
Product: glycoside hydrolase family 47
Exons: 4
Coding region: 1-2031 (676 amino acids)
Biological process (GO): N-glycan processing; carbohydrate metabolic process
Cellular component (GO): membrane; endoplasmic reticulum
Molecular function (GO): calcium ion binding; mannosyl-oligosaccharide 1,2-alpha-mannosidase activity
Source: RefSeq, a predicted model, not a curated record